CGAGGAGGCUGGGUCAUCUGACCUGGCUGCUACUACUUAGUUUUAGAAACAUCCCAUCUUUGAAUGCUUCUCUUCCUCCGCUUCAUUCUUAUUCACUCGAAUGAUUGUCAAUCUCCUUCGUUGCUGGCCCGAGUACCAUUGAUGAGAUGUGAAGUCAAUCUCUCGCCCCCAACUAGUACGCGGAACAUAUUCCGCCUGGUCGUUCAAACCUUCGGCUGUGCUUCUGUGACACCGAAAAUAACUAGGCGAUGUCGGCACAGGAACGCCAUUCAGCGGACUUUGCCAAUUGCCGAUAAGCGCCAGGCCUCUUGAUAGCUAGAUGCAUAUAGGGUACUCCAACAAAGGCCUUCUGUAGAUCAUUAUUGGUCUGCAUUCCGAUUCCGAGAUGUAGACAGUG
Aspergillus welwitschiae is the source of this 397-nucleotide messenger RNA. RefSeq lists its product as uncharacterized. NCBI's taxonomy places the organism in Eukaryota, Fungi, Ascomycota, Eurotiomycetes, Eurotiales, Aspergillaceae. The transcript has 3 exons. The record is from RefSeq and is a predicted model, not a curated record. Bases 64 to 312 code for a protein of 82 amino acids.